Caenorhabditis auriculariae is the source of this 2584-nucleotide messenger RNA. The record is from the annotation of a GenBank genome assembly. Lineage: Eukaryota; Metazoa; Nematoda; Chromadorea; Rhabditida; Rhabditidae.
AUGGAGGUUUGUAAGACUCCGCUGGCAGGUGAUGAAACUACAGAGUCUUCUGCGCGAAAAAGGCGUCGUUGCGCUUUGAUGGCUACAAAAAUAAUUAAGGAAUCUCUCAAAGUUGUAAGUAAGGUAAAUAAUGAAAAAAGGAGUUACGUUCAUCACAUUGUCAAUUUAGAAACAAAGGACGAUCCUUUCGAGAAACUCGCCGGUUCCUUUAACAUGCUGCAUUCGAAUCUCUCCCAAGUGGUUCUCUAUCAAAAGGAACUUUUGUCUUUGAUAAUAAUUGUUUUUCAGUGACGUUGAUGUGAAUUCUGUGCACAUUUUGACUAAAACAGAGUUGGCUUGCAGCGCUUGUUACCAUUUCGUGCACAAGAAGUUCUGAGAAGAUGAAUUAUUGCAGCAAUUGAAACUUCUUCAGGCCGAACGGUUUGAAGUUUGAAGUGUGGAAAGAAGCUCACGUAGAAGAGAGUCGAUGUCGCGCUGUGGUCAACAACUUCAUUCAGGUAUCUUAUUUUUUGAUUUUUGGGCAGAAAUAUCUUUUUAGGACAUCAUUUUGCCGUACUGGGUAAAAUGCAGCAAGUGCACGUCGUACCGAUGCUUUGUCAGCGAGAAAUGUAUCGACUCUCAGGAUAUCGUUAACUUUCAGUGUGAAAAUUGCGAGGAGCCUGAAGACAAAGUACGAAUAAUCAUUUUUCGCCUUAGUGUCCUAUGUAAAAAAAAACCAGAAAGAACAAAUAUGAUUUUCCAGGCAGUUUUGGAAGUUAUUGGCGAUCCGGAUUGGUUGAAAAAGACCAAUACUUUCCCAUACUUCCAGCGACAUCCUGCUCUGAUCUGGCUGAAGGGUCAAUAUUAUUGCGAUGAGACCGGAAUGAGUCCCGUCGAGACAAAGUUUGAUCCGGCUCCAUUAAUUGGUGAAUUCGCUAUUCAACUUGAGCUCAACCAAUUUUUUUCCGAUAGUAGUGUUUUUAUGUGAAAAAAACUAAAAAAAUUUACGAAUGAAUUUUUUUGCCAAUCCACAAAACAAUUUUUUUCAAGGAAGCAAAAAAAGUUUUUUUGGAAAUUGUCAGAUACAACUUUUUUUCAAAAACUCUAUAAUUUGAAAGGAAAAACUUCCAGUUUAAUUUUUAAAAAGUUGAUGACUGCGAGAGUUCAAUGAGAAGGCUCUUUCCAGAUGCAUCUUUCAAUACGACGGAUUUCUUACUGCCUUUUCAUAUUCCUCACACAGAGGCCGUGGCCUCGUGUUGUCGACCUGACACAAUGGAAAAAGACGAACUGGUUUUUAUUUCAUUCAAUUUUUUUUUCAACCAAAUUAUUUCGAAUAUCGGAUCUUAGGAAGUUUUUGACAGGAGGAGUUUGUUGCGUAUGCAAACGAGCAGCGACCAUUUCUGGCGGCUCGCAACUUGAUUAUUGCCAUUUGGAGUUGUAGACCAUUUGUGAGUAAUGCGUAGCUGAAAGAAAAUAAUAGAAAAUGUUCAGGAAUAUUUGACACUCAAAAAAUGUCUUGAGUUUUUUGUUUGCCGGGGUCAUUCGCGCAUUUGGCUGUCAGAGCAUCUCAUCCCGCAAACUUACAACUUCCUCAUGCGCAAAGGCUGCAUCAAUGUAGGCGCAGUAACUCUUCCUCCUGAAAUCCAGCAAAUUUAUGAUAAGGUUCUGAAACUCAUAGUAAAAACAAAAAAAAAGAGAUUCAGAAAGUGAUUGUGGUAGGAGCAGGUAUCAGUGGUCUAGUAGCGGCCAGGCAGCUGAAAAUGCAAGGUGUCGAUGUGACAAUUCUGGAAGGAAGAAACCGCGCAGGCGGCCGUAUGAAAGUGGAAAUGUUCCGUAUUCAUCCCAAAAUAGCUUUUCUUUUCAGGAUACGACGUCGAUGGGCGUUGCGGCAGGCUGCGGCGCUCAGCUUGUGGUUGGGGUCCACAACAAUCCAAUUUCUCUCAUGUAUCGCCAGGUUUAUCAGCCAUUCGACUCCUUUUCGAAAAUAGAAAAUUUACAGCUCGGACUCGAUUAUCUGAUCCCUAGCAGGACGUGCCCUCUUUUGGACGCCCUUAAAGGCGGAAUUGUCGACAAACGGGUAAUUAUGAAUAUUCCUAAUAAAACGCAAAAAGUUUUUGAAAAUUUUCAAAGUUUCAUGAAUAAACUCAAAUUACAAAUUUACAAAGAAAACUUUAAAAAACAAUUAAAAUAUGAACGAUCAGUUUGCAUAGACUAGUAAAAAAACUUAUUGCGUUUAUUUUAUUUUUUAUUAAAUAAUUUUGAAAAAAAUCAAAAAAACUAGCCAAAAUAAAAUUGUAAUGCUUCCCCGUUCCUUGCGCACAUAACAACUUCCUGUAGGUAGUCUCAACAUUUCUCUUUGGAGUACCAAAAAAGUUCAUAUUUUUUGGCUCAAAAUUUUCAUCGCAGAAAAAAAGUGCAACAUUUAAAAAGGGUUUUUGAAGAGAAAAUUUAGGAAAACCGUAUUUUUCAGGUCGAUGAUGAAGCCGAAACUCAUUUUAAUUUUCUCUUGGAGUCUGCCGCUCACGGAAAGACGUCGAAACAAAAAUCGGAUGUCGUCCAAGAAGAUUGCAGUCUUCUUUGUGAGUUUUCCAUGGAAAAGUGGUGA